Saccostrea echinata is the source of this 3058-nucleotide messenger RNA. Its product is annotated as amyloid protein-binding protein 2-like. Gene Ontology annotation, biological process: intracellular protein transport; regulation of apoptotic process. The record is from RefSeq and is a predicted model, not a curated record. Lineage: Eukaryota; Metazoa; Mollusca; Bivalvia; Ostreida; Ostreidae. Bases 76 to 2484 code for a protein of 802 amino acids. Gene Ontology annotation, molecular function: protein binding. The transcript has 9 exons.
UUGGUUGAGCUCGGCAACCCUGCGAAAUGUUUUGAAGAUUUAGAACAAAACAUUGGAUAAUAUAUUUCACACAAAAUGAUGACAGAGUCUUUACACAGUGAGUCGGGUGUGGACCGACAAAAUAUAAUGCGAUUGAGAAUCAACAGAAUUGCUCUGGUGCAGGAACUCAGAACUGAACAUAUCAUUAACUAUUUACUGCAGACAGGACUAAUAUCUGAAUUUGACCGUGAACGCAUAGACAGAGGAACAACACCAGCAGACAAAGCUAGGAGACUCGUAGACAUUGUAACAACUAAAACACAUGUACCAGACUGGUAUAACAUAUUUAGACAAUCUAUCUUAUCACCAGAGGGAGCUAAUGCUGAGACAAAGAAGCGAUAUCGCUCACUCGUAGAGUUCCUCGAUAACACUGUCAUUCACCGUCCAGUAUCUCAAUCCUCAAAAUUCAGCGGUAGUUCCACAGCCUCCAUGAAACUGCCACAUUACGAACCACUGCCAGAAAUCUCCAACUCAGAUCAACAGAAGGGAAGGACCAGGGCUGAGGGCCGUAACUAUACCAAGAAAAGACUGGAGGAGGAGUUAAUGAUGGAGAAGGGGGCCAGAGAUAACGCACCAGAAAGAGAUGACAAAGGAUUGGUCAGCCGUGACAAACCACACACCACCAUGACAUUGGUCAAAGGAUUCUUCCAGCAGUGGGUGGCGACCCCUGACAACUUCAGAUCCCUUCUGCAGGUUCCUGAAGAUCAGUUCAGAGAACUUGAAACUUCACAAAACAAAUUUGACAAAGCUCAGCUUGAACAAGAGAGACUUGUGUUUGAAAAGAUCAGAAAACUGGAGAUGGUAGCAGUAUUAGCCAGAAGAAAACAGCUCCCUGAGGGGUUUGAACUCUGCAUGUGUGAAGCUGUUCAUGAUGUUUUAUUUGACACAAAAAAUCACCACAUGUAUUUUAAAUAUCUGAGGAUGUUAGAAAGAUCAGAUGUAGAUCUUCUUAUAGACAUUGUGCAAUCCUUUGGUUCGGUUUUGGAGGGGAUGGAUGUUACCCGUGUUGGGUCCGAUACCACACAGUCAGCCAUUAAGCUGGGUUUUGCACUGAUGGAUUUUCUGGGUAAGUAUGGCUAUUUCCAGCAGGCAGAGGGAAUAAUGACCAUUCUCCUGGCCGUUCUCAACCUCUCCCACAAUGUCGACUCCUGGAUCACCAAAUACAAGGGAUUUGUCAAGCUGAUGCAUUUCAGAAACAUGAACUAUGACUUUAGGAAGGUUCAGAAUGCAUAUGGAUUGGUGACUGAGAUGGAAUGGCAGAUUUCUAUGAUGUCAUUUGGUCAGGAUGUCCUGGAUAAGACUCCAUUUUAUGUAGAGAUGUCGACGCUGAUGCUAGAGUAUGGAUCUGCCACUUCAUCCUUUGGUUGGGCACAAAAAGCCAGCAAGAGCAUGAAUCAGGAAUGCCCUGCUGAUGUGGUGAAUGCACUAUGUGCAGGGGUGAUGGCAUACUGCGCUCGAUGGAACAUAAAGAGGGCAGAAACUUUGGCCAUUCAAGCUGUGCAACAAGCUAGGCAUCACUUUGGGACGAGCCAUCCUUUGUACGUUAAGGCCCUGCUUCACUUCUGUCACUUCUCCAGUGAAUUCAAACAAGACAGACAGGGACUCGAGAUUGCCAAGUAUACACUUAGGACUGCCCAGAAAACCUAUGGCUGUGAGAUCAUAGAUGUGGCCUUGGCCCACCGGGCAGUAUGUAAGGCCCUGCUGGUCAUUCAGGACUUUGAGGACCUGGCUUAUUAUCACCACGCUACUGAGGCCCUAAGGAUUGCCCGGGCUCAGCUCCCUGAUCAGUACCACGGAAUGAUGGCUAUGUUCCUUCACACCUCAGCCUCAGCUCUCCAGUGGAAAGCACUUCACACAUCAAAGGAGGCCCAGGAACUGACCCUGAAACAAGCAGAAAUUGAGGCCAAACAGGCACUGCUUAUUGCAUCAUCCACUUACGGAGAAAUCAGCCUCCGGACCGCUCAGAUGUGUCUGCUGCUGGGGCAGGUCUACUCCAAAAUGGACCAAACUCAGCAGGCAGAGGAGAUGCUGAAGAGAAGUGUUCUGUACAUGAAACUUUGUCAGCCAGAGAAUAGCUACUUCUUAAUGUUAGCUAAUGCCACUCUGGGCACCUUCUAUAAGAUCAUGGAUAAACCAAGGGAGGCUAUCCAUUUCCUGCAGCAAGUAGUGAAUGCACCAGAUUGUGGGGUCUAUCUGAAGUGGGUCCAUGUCUGCUUUGACACACUGAUUGCAACUUUACAAUCACUGAACCGUAACAAGGAGAGUGACCAGUGUCAGAUUCAUUUGUCUAAGUGGCUCCGUGACAACCCAAAAUACGACACCAUGGUCACGCUCCAACAACUGCAGGAGGAGCCACCUACCAUAGAAAAGUUCAAGGACGAGUUUAAUGUGUGGGAGAAGAAGGGAAAAGCCAUUAUGAGUAUGCUGAAGAAAGCCAAAGAUUAACUUGAUCAAACUGCCAAGGGGAGAUAAUUAAACUGUAAAUGAACAAAUGUUACAGAAGUAUAAAUAAAAUCAUAUUUUUUUGGGUCUUUAUGAAUACAUUUUUCAUAUUUCAAAUAUGAAAUCAAUGAUCUUAAUUUAGUUAAUGUUUAUUAGGGACACAAAGAGAUUACUAGAAUGUUAAGAAUUCAGUUUCUUACCCUUUGAUAAGAAUGUUCAGUUCCUGUACCUGUACCUGUUAAUCUGAUUUUAUAAGAACAAUGGAUAUAGCAAUAUUAAAUGUCUGUAUGUACACAGGAAGUUGUUGAUUACAUAGGGCUACUAAAAUUUUGUUAUCCUUGGUUUGUUACUUUUAAUAAUAGCCUAAUCUGUCUAUCAUGAGAGAAAUCGAUUUUUUCCCCAUGAAUUUAAUGUUCAGUAUUUUAAAGUCCUAGUUAUUAGUGAAACAUGAAUCAUUAUGAAAAAAAUGUUAUUUCAAAGAGCUAAAUGUGAUACCAUUUUGCCCAUUCAUUAUUUGUUAUGUACAGUUUUUACAAACUUGUAUCAUAUUGUAAUGCACUUUGUACUAUGCUCAACU